This is a messenger RNA of Schizophyllum commune H4-8, 1591 nucleotides long. RefSeq lists its product as uncharacterized. Bases 269 to 1516 code for a protein of 415 amino acids. NCBI's taxonomy places the organism in Eukaryota, Fungi, Basidiomycota, Agaricomycetes, Agaricales, Schizophyllaceae. The record is from RefSeq and is a predicted model, not a curated record. The transcript is spliced from 2 exons.
GAAGAAACUACCGAACUUGGGCCCAUUGCUGAAGACACUGCCGGCUGGAACGUUCGAAAAGAAUAUGCCGAAAAACCAAUUUGUUCUCGUCAAGCCAAUCGAACCAGCUGGAUUGGGCCGAUUCCAUUUCUAUGCAUCGCUGGUGCAAGAAAUAUCCAUAGUUCGGCUCCCGGAUGUGACGUGUCUUACCGCGCUUCAGUUCAGCUGCAGCACCCCCCUCCUUCCUCAUCUACGGAGCUUGAACUGGCAGGCACUUUCUUUCACGGACAUGCAGUACAUCAUGCUUUUCCUACACCCAGGAAUCGCUCGCCUCCAACUCCGUAUACCCGACCCGCAUUCCGCGGCAACAACGUCAUUACUGCCACGAUUGCACGCGCUAUGCCCCGACGUUAGUGUCUUCCAUCUCGACGGGAUUGCCAGCUUCAGCUCCGAGGACGCCCUCCGCCUCGCAUCCGCUGCCCCCACGUGCUGGCCGAACCUGCGUUCUCUGUACAUUCCACAUUUAGCUGUCCCAGACAUGCAAAAGAUAGCGAUGCUGCCUCACCUUCGGAGCCUCUUCCUUCACAGCCCUAUGGACGAGUCGGCGCCGAUACCGACUUUUGACGCACUCGCGUUCUCGGCCCUACGCGCGCUCGAGGUGCAGCCCACUUCGAUGACCUACGGGUCUAACCUAUUAAUGGCCAUGCCCUCUGCGCUCAACGUCGAGCGCUUCCGCAUCAUGUGCCACGAUGCGCCGCGAGGUGAAGCUUGGCCGGCACUCUUCCAGGCGAUCGGCCACGCGUUCAAUCCGAAGACUCUCCGCGAAGUCCUCAUCGAGGAGUAUGGGGACUAUGAGUGGGACGACAGUGACCACGAAGGGCCCAGGUCCCUCGUGUACGACAUCUUGCGGCAGAUCACGGUAUUCUCCAACCUCGCCGUCUUGUCGAUACAUUGCUGGGGUGGGUUCUUCGUCGAGGACGAUGAUCUGCUACAUUUAGCGCAGGCGCUCCCGCUACUAAAGACCCUCGUCUUGUCGCCCGGGCGUGGCGAGAUGCGCGAGUACCAUGCCACCAUCCAAGGCCUCGCGCACCUGGCGCGCCACUGCCCGCGCCUCGAGUCCCUCCACCUCGACUUCACCGCGAACGACCUCUACUACGAGGAGUCCCUGGCGCGCGACGUCUGCCAGCGGCGCCUCACCACCCUGGGCGUCUUCUUCUCCCCCAUCAGGAGCGCGCGCGUCGUCGCCGCCUUCCUCUCCGCGAUCUUCCCCAACAUCAAGUCCAUCCCGAGCUCCGAGAGCGCACGCGUCUUUGAAGACGACGAGGAUGAGGACGAGGAAGGGAUGGAGGACGAGGAGGGGAAAAUCCGGCAGAUGAAGUGGCGGCAGGUCAAUGAGCUCUUGCCGAUAUUCCGCUUUGUGCGCGUGCAGGAGCGCAGGGGUCGCGCGCCACGUGAUAUUGGUGGGACUGGGAAUGCAAACGAACCGGAACUGUCGUUGCACGAUGAGGACUGGGAUACGGAUUUCUCGGAUAUGUAGAAAGACCCUUCGGGGCCAGGCUAGAUAUAACCAGUGUAUUUCUGUCGAUACCGCAACCCUUUAUGCUCAUCCCAA